This is a messenger RNA of Carassius gibelio (silver crucian carp), 1159 nucleotides long. RefSeq lists its product as uncharacterized. The coding region runs from base 1 to 810 and encodes 269 amino acids. The record is from RefSeq and is a predicted model, not a curated record. Lineage: Eukaryota; Metazoa; Chordata; Actinopteri; Cypriniformes; Cyprinidae. The transcript is spliced from 3 exons.
AUGGCGGAUGAAUGUAUCCACUCUUUGCAGCUCGAGCUCGAGGCCGUGGGGAAGCAGAUUCGCGACCUGGAACAGAAGCAGGCCCAGCUGAGAGAGCGGAGAGCCGCGCUGGAAUCAUCCCGGGCUGACGCUCACAAGUCCGGGGUAAGUAUACAGCGUGCUGUUAACAGUCCCACCACGUCUACUCCGUGUGUUUCUCUGCGCAGGCCCGGUGCACCCAGGACGCGAUCUUCCCAGAUGUCCUUCACUGCGACGCCGGGACACCAUGGACCAUGGGUGCAUCCACAGCGGAGGACGCGAGCUGGGUCCCGGGCGACGACUUCUCCCCCUCCUGCCUUCGAGAUCUCCAUCCAGAACCGCUUCGCUCCCCUCCGCGAGACAGGAUGCGACGCUGUGAUCAUCGGAGACUCCAUCGUCCGACACAUACCCGCGAUCCUGAAGGACGGCGAGAGCCCCAGAGCGGUCGUGCUUCACGCCGGGGUUAACGACACCACGCUGCGGCAGACGGAGACGCUGAAGAGGGACUUCAGGAGCCUGAUCGAGACGGUUCGCAGCACGACGCCCGAGGCGACGAUCGUCGUGUCAGGACCACUGCCCACGUAUCGACGAGGACACGAAAGGUUCAGUAGACUUUUUGCUUUAAAUGAAUGGUUGUUGUCAUGGUGUAAAGAACAGAAACUGCUAUUUGUUAAUAACUGGAAUCUUUUCUGGGAGUGUCCUAGACUGUUUCGCGCUGAUGGAUUACACCCCAGCAAAAUUGGAGCGGAGCUUCUCUCUGACAACAUCUCCAGGACACUUCGCUCCAUGUGACUAGAUUUAAACAAGCUCCAGUCUGGAUCCAGAACACCUGAGAAGAGAUGAUGCUGACCCUCAGAGGACCCCAGAUGAUGCUACCUUGAAUCAACAAACAGAACUAACAAUUAUUGCUAAAUGUGUGACUGAAUCAUAUAAUAACUUAAUUAAUAAUAUUGAUAGUUCAUCGUCUAGCUGACUACGUCUUGUAUUAUUAUUAUUAUUUUUAUUUUUUCUAAAAUCCUGUCAAAUGUGCACAAACUACUAGCUACUACUAAAUUUGUAGAAACAUAAUUUUCUGUAAAGUUGCUUUGUAACGAUUUAUUUUGUAAAAAGCGCUAUACAAAUAAACUUGAAUUGAAUUGAA